Mytilus trossulus (common blue mussel) is the source of this 1831-nucleotide messenger RNA. Its product is annotated as zinc finger protein OZF-like. Lineage: Eukaryota; Metazoa; Mollusca; Bivalvia; Mytilida; Mytilidae. Gene Ontology annotation, molecular function: RNA polymerase II cis-regulatory region sequence-specific DNA binding; DNA-binding transcription factor activity, RNA polymerase II-specific. The record is from RefSeq and is a predicted model, not a curated record. Gene Ontology annotation, biological process: regulation of transcription by RNA polymerase II. The coding region runs from base 170 to 1831 and encodes 553 amino acids. Gene Ontology annotation, cellular component: PcG protein complex; chromatin; transcription regulator complex. The transcript has 2 exons.
AUUGACCUUUCAGUUUUACGGAUCAUAGAGACUCGAUCUUCAGACUUCUAUUGAUCAAGGAAAACUUUCGUACAGUCAGACCCAUAUUGUAUUAUAUGUCUCUGGCACAGUCAAGUUCUGUAUCCCAAGUUCAUGGUCCAACGGCUUUAGUAAUCUGAAGAGACACAUAAUGAGAAACACGAAAACACAUACUGGAGAUAAAACUUAUAAAUGUAAAGAAUGCGGUAAAAAGUUUAGUCAAGUCAGUAAUGUAAAAAAGGGCAGCAAAAUAUAUUCAGGUUAUACACCUCAUGAAUGUAAUGUAUGUGAUGAAGUGUUCAGUAAGCGUGGUAAUUUACAGAAUCAUACGAGAACACAUACGGGAGAUAAGCCUCAUAACUGUGAUAUAUGUGGUAAAGGGUUUAGUCAGCGUGGUAAUUUACAGAAUCACACGAGAACACAUACUGGAGAUAAGCCUCAUAAGUGUGAAGUAUGUGGUAAAGUGUCCAGUAAGCGUGGUAAUUUACAGAAUCACACGAGAACACAUACUGGAGAUAAGCCUCAUAAGUGUGAAGUAUGUGGUAAAGUGUCCAGUAAGCGUGGUAAUUUACAGAAUCACACGAGAACACAUACUGGAGAUAAGCCUCAUAAGUGUGAAGUAUGUGGUAAAGUGUCCAGUAAGCGUGGUAAUUUACAGAAUCACACGAGAACACAUACUGGAGAUAAGCCUCAUAAGUGUGAAGUAUGUGGUAAAGGGUUUAGUCAGCGUGGUAGUUUAAAAAUUCACAUGAGAGUACAUACGGGAGAUAAACCUCAUACCUGUAAUGUAUGUGGUAAAGGGUUUAGCCAGCGUAGUAGUUUAAAGAGACACAUGAAUAUACACACAGGUGAUAAAAACCAUGAGUGCGAUGUAUGUGGUAAAGUUUUUAGUCAGCGUGGUAAUUUACAGCUUCACAUGGGAACACAUACGGGAGAUAAACCUCAUAGCUGUGAUAUAUGUGGUAAAGGUUUUGGUCUGCUUUAUCAAUUACAGAGACACAUGAGAAUACAUACAGGUGAGACACCUUUUGACUGUGAUAUUUGUGGAAAGGGGUUUAUUCAGCAUCAUAAUUUGAAGAUUCAUAUGAGAACACACACAGAGGAUACACCUCAUAGUUGUGAUGUAUGUGGUACAAGAUUUCGUCUGAUUGGACAAUUACAAAGACACACAAGAAUACAUGCAAGUUAUAAACACUAUGACUGUGGUGAAUGUGGUAAACGGUUUAGUCAGCGUGCAUAUUUAAAGAAACACACGAAAACACAUACAGAUGAAAAUGAUCAUGUCUGUAAUGUAUGUUGUAAACGGUUUAGUCAUCGUGUAUAUUUACAGAAACACAUGAAAACACAUACAGAUGAUAAACCGCAUGUCUGUAAUGUAUGCGGUAAACGGUUUAGUCAGCGUGCAUAUUUCAAGAAGCACAUGAAAACACAUACAGAUGAAAAUUAUCAUGUCUGUAAUGUAUGUUGUAAAAGGUUUAGUCAGCUUGCAUAUUUACAGAAACACAUGAAAACACAUACAGAUGAUAAACCGCAUGUCUGUAAUGUAUGCGGUAAACGGUUUAGUCAGCGUGCAUAUUUCAAGAAGCACAUGAAAACACAUACAGAUGAAAAUUAUCAUGUCUGUUAUGUAUGUUGUAAAAGGUUUAGUCAGCUUGCAUAUUUACAGAAACACAUGCAAACACAUACUGGUAAUAGACCGCAUGGCUGUAAUGUAUGUUACAAAAAGUUUAAACGUCAUAGUCAUUUUAAAAAACGUCACAUGAUGAUACAUACAGGUGAUAAACCCCAUGAGUGUAAUGCAUACAUGUGGUAA